AUGGAUCUACAAAAUUUCGAUAUGGAUGAUCGUGUUCACUACACUUUACGCGCAAUUCCUAAAAGAGGCAAAAAUGAUUUCGAAAAAUUGCAAAAAGGAUUUCAAAAGUUGAAAAAAUUCUCAAAGAAAUUUAAAUUCUUUGGUCGAACAAAAUCAAAUGAAAACAUCUCUGCUGUAAUGCCGCCUUUAAAAAAAGUGAAGCAAUUGAAAAAGUUGAGCGAUGAUGAAUUGAAGCAAGAAUGGAGAGAAUUGUUACGGAUUUUUCGAUCCAUAAGAGAUGCAAUAUUUGCUGACGAGAUGUCUACCUUAACUAGUAAGGGAGAAAGGAAACAAUGGAAAGCGGAGUUUAAGAAGCUUCGAAGAAAAGUUGAGGCUCCGUCAAUUCUAGACGAGUAUUUACAUCACUUGGCAUUAAACGAAGAAAUCCGGAGAUAA
Molecule: messenger RNA, 435 nt
Organism: Ambispora leptoticha
Lineage: Eukaryota; Fungi; Glomeromycota; Glomeromycetes; Archaeosporales; Ambisporaceae
Source: the annotation of a GenBank genome assembly